Messenger RNA from Aegilops tauschii subsp. strangulata, 1069 nucleotides. Its product is annotated as ethylene-responsive transcription factor ERF003. Lineage: Eukaryota; Viridiplantae; Streptophyta; Magnoliopsida; Poales; Poaceae. The record is from RefSeq and is a predicted model, not a curated record. Gene Ontology annotation, biological process: regulation of DNA-templated transcription. Gene Ontology annotation, molecular function: DNA-binding transcription factor activity; DNA binding.
UCUCCCCUGUUAUUUAUACCUCCCGCGCCCGCGCCAUGGCUCACGCACCGCCGCCACAACGCAGAACGCACUCCCCUGCUGCUCCCGCCAAGCUUGCUCUCACGCCUCCGGCGUGUCCAUGCACAGCAGCAUAAUCAGGAGCACGAAGACGAAGACGGAGGCCUGCGCCGGUCCGUUUCUGGUCGCCGCGAUCGGCGGAGGCAGCGUCGCCGCGGCGCAAAUGGCUCGGCCGCAGCAGCGGUACCGUGGCGUGCGGCAGCGCCACUGGGGCUCCUGGGUCUCCGAGAUCCGCCACCCCCUCCUGACUGACGGUGAUGACGGUGGUUGCAGGAAGACGCGGAUCUGGCUGGGCACCUUCGAGACGGCGGAGGACGCGGCGCGGGCGUACGACGAGGCGGCAAGGAUCAUGUGCGGCCAGCGCGCGCGCACCAACUUCCCCGCCGUUGCCGCCGCCGGCAGCGUCUCCUCCUCCUCCUCCGCGGCCGUGGCGUCCUCGUUCCUCUCCGCCGCCCUCGUCGCGAAGCUGCACCGGUUCAACAUGGCGUCCGUGCAGGCGGCGCAUCGGCAGAGGGAGGCCGCCGCCGCCGCGGCCUCGGCGGCGGCGGCCACGGCAGCCGCAAUGCCGCCGGGCGGCGCCCACGCGGGGCCGACGCUGCCGUCAUCGACGGGGUGGGUCGGGACGCUCCUCGAGGAGCAGCACGUGGAGCAGAUGAUCGCGGAGCUGCUCGACUCCGACUUCUCCAUGGAGAUCUGCCAUUAGCCAAGCCAGCCAUGCAGCGUGCUCUGCUUCCUCUGCCUCUUCUCGACUCCCUCUCUGUUUCUUGGCGCGAACGAUCGAUCACUGGUCACCGCGCGCGUCCAGUGUAGCGUAGCGUAGUGUAGUAGCUGCAUAUUACAGUCAGUGAGCUAUGUGAUGUGAACACCGGAGAAGAGCUCGUAUUAUUAGUUCAGUCAAGAGUUCUUCUAUGCUAGUGAUCGUACAGAAUAACUGUACGACGUAUUUAGCAUCUAUAUAUCCAUUUAGCAUCUAUAUAUCCAAAGCCUAUACACCCUACGGUAACAAGUCUAA